Triticum turgidum subsp. durum (durum wheat) is the source of this 501-nucleotide messenger RNA. The record is from the annotation of a GenBank genome assembly. NCBI's taxonomy places the organism in Eukaryota, Viridiplantae, Streptophyta, Magnoliopsida, Poales, Poaceae.
AUGGACUCUAACAUGAAGGAGCUUCAAGAGGCUCUGGUUGACAUUGAAACUGAUGCAGAGCAACUUCUUCUAGCUAGGCAUGAGCUUGUGCAAAAUGACAAGAUGAGGAAUGCUAACAGGGAGGCAUUGACAGCCCUCCGGAAAAGAGCCAGGACAACCAAAAGUAGUGUUCCAUCUCCCUUUGACAUCGUAAUGAAAGAAAUGGAAGGAACCUCAGGCAAGCAGCUGGUAAAGGAGAUAUGCUCGACUUGUGGAAACCACGACCCCAAGGAACAUACCUGGCUAAUGUUUCCAGGAUCAGAUAUAUUUGCCCGUGUUCCAUUUCAUGCAACACACACUAUUCUGGAAGAAGAUCAAGAACGCCUAGACUUCGACACCAAGAAGCUGCAGAGCUUUGUGAAGGAGAAGUCGUUUCUGAUCUCUGAGAAAGGCGCCCUUGCUGAUAAGAUCAGCCCUGGGAUCGUGAAGUCCCUUGUCAGCCUCACAGAUAAACCUAAGUAG